AUGGCCACCUAUGCAGUCGACCGAUUCUCCGAGGCGAAUUUUAAGAGAUUCCAGAACAAAUGUGUAGAGGAGGUAGGAUAGACUCAAAAUCCGAUAAUGAAACCGUUAAUAUUUGCUGGCAGAUCAAAAAUUUGCACACAGAAAUCGGACGUUUGAAAGUGGAGAAUGAGGAAUUGAAAAAGGAGGCCGAGAACUCGCCGUCUUCCAAUAAAAUUGUCAGUUUUUUUUUUAAUUUUUAGCUGAACCUUCCUAGAGAAACCCUUCUUUUUUGUCCAGAUCUCGAAUCUCCGUGCUGAAAUUCGUCGUCUGAAACGGGAGAGGGCGGCUCUUCAAGGACGACUCAAUAUCGCGCGCAUGUACACGAAAAUGAGUGAGGAGGAGCGAAGAAUGCAGAGAAACGAGGUGGAUCAUCUGGAAUCGGAGCUCAAAGAUCUGAAACAAGCGGAGACGGAUCUGGUGGCUCGGCAAAGUGCGCAAAUUGCAGAGCUUUUGAGGAGUACGGUAUCGGUUCGGGAGCACGAACAGAUUGUGAGUUGGAAAUAGUUGGUACAGGUGUUUAUCAACAUUUUAGCACUUUAUCAAAUGCUUUCAUGACCGCUUGAAACUGAAAUUCAUUUUAGUUUCUCACUAACUUCUUUUUGCUAUAGUUGUCACGGACCACGCACGGAAAGAAUUGAGAUAAUUGAGGCAAAUUUUCGAUUCCAAAAGGAAAAAAAUUCUGUAAUUUUCACAUAAAACGUUUCGAAAUUGCUGACGAAGCAGUUAACAUUUCAUUUUUUAUUCAUUUCUAAUCAUUAUCAUAAGAUUUGACACUGAUUGGUUCUGAAAAGAUGGGCAUAAUGCAAAAAAAGGGAAAAUUUAAAUGAGAAACUCUACAACGACGCUCCGGAAUUACGCGUUACGCGCCUUGUUUAGCGCACUUGAAUUGCGCCAAGGGAAUUUUUUAUUGGAAGGCUGGGGUUCCGUGCCUAGAAAACCGUUCCAAAUGUUUCCUCAUUUUUCGGUUUCAUCUUCAGUUUCAACUAACCUAGUCGAUUAGAAUAAAAUCUCACGGUCCGAUUCCAGGUAUCCGAACUCAGGGACCGGAUCACUGAACACUCGGUGCUCCGAACUCAAAUCCACGUGGCACAACAACAACUCGGCCUGGAGCCGCAUGAACCGGAAAUGGAGAAAACGACGAAUGCGAAGAGUGGAAUCGAGAACGAAUGUAACGAAAUGAGACAGAAAGUGGACAAGUGGAAGCGUCGAUUCGGAUGCACACUUCUUUUCUCUGUGGCUCUUGGAACAUGUGCUCAUUUCGGAUCGAAUGUUUCUUGGUAUUGCGACUAA
Messenger RNA from Caenorhabditis sp. 36 PRJEB53466, 1329 nucleotides. Lineage: Eukaryota; Metazoa; Nematoda; Chromadorea; Rhabditida; Rhabditidae. The record is from the annotation of a GenBank genome assembly.